GGAGCAUGUUAAAAAAACAGUUAAUAAUAAUAAAUAAAAUCAACAGGUUGAGUUACACUCCCGCUCUGACGCUGUACCCAUCUUCCCCAUCCGUAUCUAGAGGGCCGUAAGACCGCCGCGUCGCUCUUGCAAAUGCUGCUCUUCGCCCCCUCGACGGCCAGCGUUUCGUCGGUUCCCGGGAUCCUCGCGGUUAGGGCUUCUGCGAAUGGGUUCCCUUCGUUCCUUCCGAAGGAAGUGGAGAAACUCAGAGAUCCCUUCGCCCGCGAUAUGGCCAAGCGGAUCGUGCGGCUCCCGGUUCAGCUCUUGUUUAGAGUGGAGGUAUUCCUAUCCUUUGCUUGAGGAUGCUGGAAUCAAUGCAUGGGCUGUGGACAUUCUUGGAUGGGGAUUUUCAGACUUAGAAAUGCUUCCUUCGUGUAAUGUGGCUGCCAAACGUGAGCACCUAUUUCAGUUAUUGCAGUUUUGGAGUUCAUAUAUAGGAAGGCCUAUGGUAUUAGUUGGGCCAAGCCUUGGUGCUGCUGUUGCAAUUGACUUUUUAACCAACCAUCCAGAAGCGGUUAGCAAAUUAAUAAUGAUUGAUGCAAGUGUAUAUGCAGAGGGCACUGGUAACUUGGCAAAACUACCUAGAAUUUUAGCUUAUGCUGGGGUAUCCUUUUUAAAGAGCAUACCACUGCGAGUCUAUGUGAAUAGCUUGACUUUCAACAAAGUUUCAUUUCAGACAUCGUUGGAUUAUAUGAAUGUGGGUCGAUUGCACUGUUUACUACCCUGGUGGGAGGAUGCCACUGUUGAUUUUAUGCUAAGUGGAGGUUAUGAUGUCAAAAACUAUAUACAAGAGAUUAAGCAAAAGACUCUAAUUCUAUGGGGACAAGAUGAUCAAAUCGUUAGCAACGAACUGGCACUCAGAUUGCAUCGCGAAGUGCCAAAUUCUACAUUGGUUCAGAUCCCAGGAUGUGGCCAUUUGCCCCACGUAGAGAAACCGGAAGUGGCGGUCGAACAUAUUAUCAAGUUUCUUCGAGAAGAAUGCCAUGCUCUUUGAUCAAGCUUAACUAAUUGAAGCAUGUAUCUGGUUCUUCCCAUUAUCUCAGUUCAUUCUAUGCUUCAAUGUAUCAAGGUAAUUCUAAAAAAAUUUCUAUGCUUCAAUGUAUGAAGAAUUCAUUUAGUCAGUGCAGGAAAUGUUCCUAGGUUAUGAUUUCCUUGCAAGGAAGCUUGUAAUAAAUAUCAAUUAAAUAUAUGAUUAACUUAAUCUGAACAAAUUGUUCUAUAAUGCAUAAGGUUU
Molecule: messenger RNA, 1273 nt
Organism: Zingiber officinale
Lineage: Eukaryota; Viridiplantae; Streptophyta; Magnoliopsida; Zingiberales; Zingiberaceae
Exons: 10
Coding region: 206-1033 (275 amino acids)
Molecular function (GO): catalytic activity
Source: RefSeq, a predicted model, not a curated record